This is a messenger RNA of Paramisgurnus dabryanus, 4568 nucleotides long. Its product is annotated as interferon-induced protein 44-like. Gene Ontology annotation, biological process: immune response. The record is from RefSeq and is a predicted model, not a curated record. Lineage: Eukaryota; Metazoa; Chordata; Actinopteri; Cypriniformes; Cobitidae.
AAGAAGAAGUAGAAGAAGAAUGCGCCUGAACGGAGAUGAAAUGAUCAGACAGUACUUUUACAAUGGCAUCGUGAAAUAUCAUGUUGUAAAUGGAUUGCUUCGUUCCAGGCAGGUUUUUGAACCCGUAAAUCACGCCUUCAAAACCACGACUCUGAGUACAUCAUUCUAAUUCGAGUUCAAGGGGUGAGAAGUCACGGGUUUGACAGCUGUUCCGGUGCACUUUCACGGGUGAUUGAUAGAUAUAUUUUAAGAACAACAACAAUGGCAUGGGAGAAUCACAAGGACAUUCAAUACCAGUAAUAAGAACAGAACCCACAGCAUCACGGCCAACAAUACAAAGCCUUUUAGAAUUUGAAAACCCAUGGAGGAAAAUGGAUUGGGGGCAGAAAGAAGCAUUAAUACAGCGUUUAGAAGACUUUACUGUAUGUCGUUCAGAUGUACAGUGCAUCAAGAUCCUGCUAGUUGGACAAAUCGGGGCUGGAAAGUCCAGCUUUAUUAACUCCGUUAAUAGUGCAUUUCAAGGACGGAUCACUUCUGCAGCGCUAGUUGAUUCAUCUGCUGCCUGUAGCAGUCAAAGUUUCACACAAAGAUUUAGAACACACAGAGUCAGAACUGCAAACCGUUAUUUGAAUUUUAGCUUUUGUGAUGUAAUGGGUUUAGAAUCUGAAGCAGGACCACAAACAAAAGAAAUCAUCAAUGCCGUAUUCGGCCAUGUGAAGGAGGGCCAUAAAUUCAAUCAAGAAAAUCCAGUCACUUUGGACAGUGAAUAUUUUGAAGGGAACCCUGAUAUCUGUGACCAGGUUUUCUGUGUGGUUUACAUCAUUUCUGCAAAUCCAGUCAAUUUAAUGAACGAGAGACUUAUGGAGAAGUUGAGGAUAAUCCGUGGAACAAUCAGUGACAGGGGGAUUCCUCAAGUCACUGUUAUGACCAAAGUAGAUGAAACAUGUCCACUGGUGAGAGAUGAUUUAAGAAAGAUCUAUAUAAGCAGGAGAAUCAAACACAAGAUGGAGUUGUGCAGUAAUAUGUUGGGCGUGCCAAUGAGUUGUAUAUUCCCAGUGAAGAACUACCAUGAAGAAAUUGACACAGAUGACAACAUUGAUGUUUUAAUUCUUAAAGCCGUUGAUCAAAUUGUACAUUUAGCCAAUGACAGACUGAUGGAUGAGGCAAGUUGAGACUCUGGGGCAGUCCUAGUCUAGUGGUUAGAUAGUCGGCUUGUAACCCAAGAGUUCUCAGUUCAAGUCUCACAGCCAUUGUGUUCACUACUGGAUUACUUGAAUGCAAAAAUCACAUUUCAAGUAUGGGUUACCAUACGUUGGUAAAUACGUCAUCUCACUUUACAUGAAGUUUGCACAACCGUUCUACCAUGGGAUUCUUAAAAAAAGCUUCUGAUACUUUUACUCACGGACACAUGAAAUGAAUUACCAGUUGAAAUUUUUUUUUUUUAAAUGGUGUACAAACAUCAAAUAAUUUAGCACAUUCAUACUGAAGUCAAAAUGACUUGAUUUCCAACGUUUUCUUUCUCUUGUUAUCGAAUGACCACAACUGCAGACUUGCGUCACGUCACCCUACAAGCACCAAAACCAUCUUGUUUUGUUUCCUUACCUCAUCCUUGGGUUCCUAAGGACAUUGAGACUGACAGAUCCAGUCCCAUUUACCUUGAUGUUCGUACCACCACUGAUCUAUUGGCGUCCUAUCAUUGUGAUGCCCAGCCGAUGUCUGCCCAGUGACAUCCAACUGCUUCUUUUAUAAUAGUAUUCUGGCUAUUGCAUGGGUCUUUAACCUUAUGAUGGAGGUCUGCCAAAUAAUGUUUAAUACCAAGCAUUUAUUUUGUUAAAAAUUUAAAACAUGUACAAAACCAUUGGGAUGCUUUUUGGAAUCGUGAAUCUGGAAACCGUGUGCGCUUACGCUGGAUUAUAUACAUGUACUGUUGUAACCUGCAAUUGACGUAUAGGCAAACGUAUAUUUGUCUUUCUUUCAGAAUAUUAUUUAAGAAUCUGCAAUCCUUGUUCAUAUCCAAUUUCUAAAAUUAAAAUGUCUGUUAAAAGCUUUAAAUGACACCACAUCUGCAUAGAUAUGAACCGUGUAGAUAUAAACUAUCCACUACUGUGACAAAACUAUCGCUUGCAUUUAAAAUCAACAAAACAUGUGCCAUGGUACUGAUUGUGCAAGAUUCAUAGUCGAAUUGAAAUCCGGACUAAUAGCGUUUGUCAAACAACGUUGCCUCAAAGAUACUGGGGACUUAUUGCAUGUUGUUCUCCUGGAGAGAAUAAACUUGCGAUACUUAAACUAAUACAGUAACAAUAAUGAUCCAUGUGAAAAGCAAAGGACCUCAGAAUUAUAAAGUACUGCAACAGUUUGUGUGGUCCUCCCCACACAGAAACCAAAAAGAAAUUACUGGUAUUUGCUCCAUGAUUUAACACAGGAAAAAACUACUUUGCGUUUGAAAUGUCUGCAAUUUUACUGGUAGGGGAAGCAUCACAGAGAUCAGAGAGUGCAUGAUAGAAGGGAGAGGAUUUUUUCCACAUAUCAGUUAUUUGGAAUGCCAGAGGAUCAUAUUUUUUUUAAAUCAGGGUUCCCACACUAUCGUUAUCUGAAAUAUUGCCAAAGACGGCACUGGAAGUAUGGCAAGGGAGACACAGUAGCCUCUUUCACACAGUAAUACUGGUAAAUUACCAUGAAUUUACCAGAAUUAAUUUACCAGUAAAUACAAAAAUGUGCUGUUCACACACGCAGUGACAUUCCGUCUUUUUACCAGUAAGACAUCAUUCACACAUCAGUAUCAAAUUACCGGUAAAUUCGUUGAGAAAGCGGAAGUACCUGUGGUGCGCGGUGAGCUCAGUUUUGUAUUUGUAAACAAUCCACGUCGUUCAUAUCCACGGUCCGUAUUUUGUUGUUUUCACGUCUGUGGUAAACUCUGACAGUCGCGAAGUUGCUCAUGACCAAACAACAUUGCAUAAGGCGACGUCAAACCGAUGGCGUUUUAAACAACAGUACUUUUUGCACAUUAGGCUUCACAUAGGGCGUGCUAAGGACGUCGGCAAUGCGGCAAGUAGGUGGUAAGAUGUUUUAAACAACUUUGGUGAAGAAAUGUGGACGUAAACUUCAGGUGUGCUCACUUUCAAGCACCGCAUGUGUGGAAACGUCCGUAAACAGUCUGGGCGUAAACGCGUCAUCUGUUUUAAAACAUUAUGAUUGGCCCAAAGCUGUCAGCGCGGUCUGACGUCGUCCGUUCUUAAUGCCGGUAAUCCUAUAUUUUUCGUUCACACAUAGCGCUUACCGGUAAAUUACUGGUAAUCUUACAACCUGUCUUACUGGUAAAUUGGGAGCACUGAUUUACCAGAAAGGUUCUGUUCACACAUGAUCUGUUAACUGCAAUUUACCAGUAAAUUACCAGUAAAGACUGUAUGUGUGAAAGGGACUAGUGUCUCGUUCCCUUCUCAAGGAACAGCAGUUACAUACGUAACCCGAGACGUUUUCAUGUGUCAAACACAACUAUGCAAAAAGCAUUUUGGUUUGAAUCAACAUUCGCAUACAGAAGAUAUAAGCAUUUAAAGCUAACAGUUAAGCAUGUGUGCUUAAAAAAUCUAGAAUUUUUAUGAUAUAAUAUGGAUUUUUUUCCAGAAAACUUCUUGCAUAAAAUAGACUUUCAAUGACCUGUAUCUAUGUAUAUAUAUUUUUUCAAAAACGUCCCAGGGCCUUGAAUUUUUUUGCCCAGAUUCACAAACUUUCAAGGACUUGUGGGAACCCUGUAAAAUAUUGUUUGCAAAGCCAUGCUAUGUUUAAUUUGCUGAAGAAUAAAGGAGUCAUGAGAAGUCACACUUCUUUUAACCCCUGGUUCUUCAUAGUGUACGUUAACUUUGUUAGCUGGAAUUUCACACUUCGCAUUUUCCUCUGUGGUGUUUCAUCAAGCGUUAGUAUCACCUGCAACUGAGGAGCAUCAGCUAUUAUUUGUGACUUUGAACUAAUUUGCGCUGCUCUUAGUAGAUUGCAUUGACCAUUAUGAAAAUGUGCCUGUGUUAUUAUUGUGCCCGUGUUACUUAAUUUGUGCCCUUGUAGUAAAUCACCUGCAGAUAUUUCCACUCCCAUCUGCAGAUGUUUGGAAUUGUGCUCUCAUUCCAAUUUGCCCCGUUUAGUAAAUCUGGCCCUAUUUGUAACUAAAAUCUCAAUUGAAGUUACUGAUAAUUCAAGUGUGCAAAGACAUUCAAUUAUUAUAUUCAAAAUAUAAACAGAAACAAAAGAUGGUAAGACAUUUACUAUAAAUACAAGUGACAAAUCAUGUUACACUUUAAAAACACUGCAAAUGUUUGUUUGUGUCAUUUGAAACUGCACUAGAUAAGACAUACUGCUAAAGGUCAGUUAUAUAAAUGUCAUUUUCAAUCAUUUAUCCAACUACCAUAAAACGCUGUUUAAUGUGUUACCAGCAGAUAACGCAGCUUGUGCUUGGUUUCUCCAAAGUGUAUCUUACUCACUAGGCCCACUGACUACUAUCUAUUAAGACAAAUGUUUUAAUACGUUAUGUACUGCAAUCUUUGGUGUACCAAUUUAAUUAAAAAUAUGCAUAACUACCA